UCAACAGUCAAGACAAUCAUACCAUCAAAAUGACCAUACUCCACCUCCUCACCGGCCUUCUGGCCUUUACCUCCACCGCCCUAACCCAGUCCAUCACUCCCCCGAUGGCUGCCCCAUCCCGACCUGGACACCUGGACUGCGUGCACAACCAAGCCGACAUCAACGCUUACGGCUGCCUCUGCCCCGGCACCGGCGGCUGGUGCGAACCCAACCAGGCCACCUGCAACGGCUCCUGGGUGCCCCUGUGCUGGACCGGCAUGCCAAACUACCAUCCCUGGGGCUACGGCCCGCUCGAGACCCUCGACAUUGACUUCACGGACGGCCUGCAGUGCCACGACGAGUACAUCGGGUACCGGGUGCACGAUAUCGGGAACGGGGAAAGUAACUGCGGCUAUGGGGACCGCGGGAUGGGGCGCAUUGUCUCGUUCUAUGGGAGCUCAAAUUAUGAGACUUCCGUUGGGAGGAUGGACUAUGUCCUUGGGGCGGGGCAUGCGCUGACAUGCAACAAUGGGAGUAAGAUUACGUACUCUGGGAGCACGGAGUUUGAGCUGCAAUGCGUGCAUGAUGCGUUCUUCAAUGCGACGUGCACGGCGGAGGAGUUUACGAUUCCCGUGUUGGCUUAUCAGUGGGUUUCUUGAUAACCAGUAGGUGUAUGCAUCUGCAUUUAUGUUGAUGGAUUUAUGUACCUCUAUGAAUCAGACAACAGACAGCAGACAACAGACAACUAUCUAUGAAGAGUCACAUUCCAA
This is a messenger RNA of Aspergillus novofumigatus IBT 16806, 749 nucleotides long. RefSeq lists its product as uncharacterized. The record is from RefSeq and is a predicted model, not a curated record. Bases 30 to 638 code for a protein of 202 amino acids. Lineage: Eukaryota; Fungi; Ascomycota; Eurotiomycetes; Eurotiales; Aspergillaceae. The transcript has 2 exons.